Molecule: messenger RNA, 7448 nt
Organism: Peromyscus maniculatus bairdii (prairie deer mouse)
Lineage: Eukaryota; Metazoa; Chordata; Mammalia; Rodentia; Cricetidae
Source: RefSeq, a predicted model, not a curated record
GAUGGAGGAUGAAGCUGUUCUGGACAGAGGGGCUUCGUUCCUUAAACACGUGUGUGAUGAAGAAGAAGUAGAAGGCCACCACACCAUCUACAUUGGGGUCCAUGUGCCCAAGAGCUACCGGAGAAGGAGACGUCACAAGAGAAAGGCAGGGCACAAGGAAAAGAAGGAAAAGGAAAGAAUCUCUGAGAACUACUCGGACAAAUCAGAUGUGGAAAAUGCCGAUGAGUCCAGCAGCAGCAUCCUCAAGCCUCUCAUCUCCCCCGCCGCAGAACGCAUCCGGUUCAUCUUGGGAGAGGAAGAUGACAGUCCAGCGCCUCCUCAGCUCUUCACCGAACUCGAUGAGCUGCUGGCCGUGGAUGGGCAGGAGAUGGAAUGGAAGGAGACGGCAAGGUGGAUUAAGUUUGAAGAAAAAGUGGAGCAGGGUGGGGAACGAUGGAGCAAACCCCAUGUGGCCACGCUGUCCCUGCACAGCUUGUUCGAGCUGAGGACGUGUAUGGAGAAAGGAUCCAUCAUGCUUGACCGGGAGGCAUCUUCUCUCCCACAGCUGGUGGAGAUGAUUGCUGACCACCAGAUCGAGACAGGCCUUUUGAAGCCAGACCUUAAGGAUAAGGUCACAUACACUUUGCUCCGGAAACACCGACAUCAAACCAAGAAAUCCAACCUUCGGUCCCUGGCUGACAUCGGGAAGACUGUCUCCAGUGCAAGUAGGAUGUUUACCAACCCUGACAAUGGUAGCCCAGCCAUGACCCAUAGGAACCUGACAUCCUCCAGUCUAAAUGACAUUUCUGAUAAACCAGAGAAGGACCAGUUGAAGAAUAAAUUUAUGAAAAAACUGCCACGUGAUGCAGAAGCUUCCAACGUGCUUGUCGGGGAGGUUGACUUCUUGGAUACUCCAUUCAUUGCCUUUGUUCGGCUGCAGCAGGCUGUCAUGCUGGGUGCCCUGACCGAGGUCCCUGUGCCCACAAGGUUCUUAUUCAUUCUCUUAGGUCCAAAGGGGAAAGCCAAGUCCUACCAUGAGAUUGGAAGAGCCAUCGCCACCUUGAUGUCUGAUGAGGUGUUCCAUGACAUCGCUUACAAAGCAAAAGAUAGGCACGACCUGAUUGCCGGCAUUGAUGAGUUCCUGGAUGAAGUCAUUGUCCUCCCACCUGGGGAAUGGGACCCAGCAAUCAGGAUAGAACCUCCAAAGAGCCUCCCAUCAUCUGACAAAAGAAAGAAUAUGUACUCAGGUGGAGAGAAUGUCCAGAUGAAUGGGGACACACCUCAUGAUGGAGGACAUGGAGGAGGAGGGCACGGUGAUUGUGAAGAACUACAGAGAACUGGCCGGUUCUGUGGUGGAUUAAUUAAGGACAUAAAGAGGAAAGCACCAUUUUUUGCCAGUGACUUUUAUGAUGCUUUAAAUAUUCAGGCUCUUUCGGCAAUUCUCUUCAUUUAUCUGGCAACGGUAACCAACGCCAUCACUUUUGGAGGACUGCUCGGGGAUGCCACUGACAACAUGCAGGGUGUGUUGGAGAGUUUCCUGGGUACCGCUGUCUCUGGAGCCAUCUUUUGCCUUUUUGCUGGCCAACCACUCACCAUUUUGAGCAGCACAGGACCUGUCUUGGUGUUUGAGAGGCUUCUGUUUAAUUUCAGCAAGGACCAUAAUUUUGACUACUUGGAGUUUCGUCUUUGGAUUGGCCUGUGGUCGGCCUUCAUGUGUCUCAUUCUGGUGGCCACUGAUGCCAGCUUCCUGGUUCAGUACUUCACUCGUUUCACGGAAGAAGGUUUCUCCUCGCUGAUCAGCUUCAUCUUCAUCUAUGAUGCUUUCAAGAAGAUGAUCAAGCUGGCAGACUACUAUCCUAUCAACUCAGACUUCAAAGUGGGCUACAACACCCACUUCUCCUGCGCUUGCCUGCCGCCCGAUCCAGUUAAUCUCUCAGUAUCUAUCGAUACCACACUAGCCCCAGAGGACCUGCCAACAGUUUAUUCUACUGACGUGUACCAUAAUGCCACCUUUGACUGGGCCUAUUUGUCAAAGAAGGAGUGUUUGAAGUAUGGAGGAAAGCUUGUGGGAAACAACUGUGAUUUUGUUCCUGAUAUCACACUCAUGUCUUUCAUCCUCUUCCUGGGCACUUACACCUCUUCAAUGGCUAUGAAAAAAUUCAAAACUAGUCGUUAUUUUCCAACGACGGCAAGAAAACUGAUCAGUGAUUUUGCCAUUAUCUUGUCUAUUCUCAUAUUCUGUGUAAUAGAUGCCCUGGUAGGUGUGGACACUCCAAAACUAAUUGUGCCAAGUGAGUUCAAGCCAACAAGUCCUAACCGGGGUUGGUUUGUCCCACCAUUUGGAGGAAACCCCUGGUGGGUGGGCCUUGCUGCCGCUAUCCCGGCCUUGUUAGUCACCAUUCUGAUUUUCAUGGACCAGCAAAUCACGGCUGUGAUUGUGAACAGGAAAGAACAUAAGCUCAAGAAGGGAGCUGGCUAUCACCUGGACCUCUUUUGGGUGGCCAUCCUCAUGGUGGUGUGCUCCUUCAUGGCUCUCCCCUGGUACGUGGCUGCUACUGUCAUCUCCAUUGCUCACAUCGACAGUCUGAAGAUGGAGACAGAGACGUCUGCACCUGGAGAGCAACCAAAGUUUCUGGGAGUGAGGGAACAAAGAGUCACUGGAACUCUUGUGUUUAUUCUGACUGGCCUGUCAGUCUUCAUGGCUCCCAUCUUGAAGUUUAUCCCCAUGCCUGUUCUGUAUGGUGUGUUCCUGUAUAUGGGGGUGGCCUCGCUCAACGGUGUGCAGUUCAUGGACCGUCUCAAGCUGCUUCUGAUGCCCCUGAAGCAUCAGCCCGACUUCAUCUACCUUCGCCAUGUCCCCCUGCGCCGCGUCCAUCUCUUCACCUUCCUGCAGGUGUUGUGCCUGGCUCUGCUCUGGAUCCUCAAGUCAACAGUGGCUGCUAUUAUUUUUCCAGUCAUGAUCUUGGCACUUGUAGCUGUUAGAAAAGGUAUGGACUACCUCUUCUCCCAGCACGACCUCAGCUUCCUUGAUGACGUCAUUCCAGAAAAAGACAAGAAAAAGAAGGAGGAUGAGAAGAAAAAGAAAAAGAAGAAAGGAAGUUUGGAUAGCGACAAUGACGAUUCUGACUGCCCAUACUCAGAAAAGGUCCCCAGUAUUAAAAUUCCAAUGGACAUCAUGGAACAGCAACCUUUCCUAAGUGAUAACAAACCCUUGGACAGAGAAAGAUCAUCAACAUUCCUUGAACGCCACACAUCAUGCUGAUAAAAUUCCUUUCCUUGAGUCGCUGGGUAUACCAAGUCCUCCUAGAACUCCAGUGAAAGUUGUGCCUCAGAUUAGACUAGAACUUGAGCCUGAAGACAAUGAUGAUCCCGGGAGGAACAAGGGAACAGAAACUACAUUGUAACCUGUUUGUCUUUCUCAAAACUGACAGUUACCUUUUUCCUUUUUUUUUUUUUUUUGGUCUGUGUAUUUUAAAACUUUUGUUUGGUCACUGGCUGAAUAACACAGUCACCUUCUCUGCUUCUCUCUUGCAUAGGUAAAAUCAAGGCGAUAGUGUCCCUUUUCUUUAAAACAAACAAACAAACAAACAAACAAACAAACAACAACAGCGCCCGAGGAGUCACACUUUUGUUUCCGGGCGUUCAGAUGUGUUGUCCUCUGACCUGGAAAUCCCUUGUCACUCCAGACACACGCAGAAGCUGCCCUUGUCAAGCAGAGAUUAAAAGUAUUAAGAAUUUUGUAUCACUUUUUAUGACACUGUUGAAGGAACUUAGGACCUAAGCUUGGAGCUGUGCUUACUGGCUGGCCCUUGUCUGGUAGAGCAGCCCUUGAGCUCCAGACAGAGUCCCUUCCUGCUUACAGAGCCCCCAAGACUGGAAAUGUGCUGCUACCCACCUGCCCUUGCUCGUCAGCCCUGAUCUUAGAGUUAUUAAAAGCAGAAAACACUAAAGGUACUUCGCUCCCUGUAGAGAAACCUUGGCCAUCAUUGUAGCAAGUGCUGGAAUGUCCCUUUUCCUAUGCAACUUUUUUUAACCCUUUAAUGAACUUAUCUGUUGGGUACAUUGAAGAAUAUUUUUCUUCCUAGAUUUUGUUGUUUAAAUUAUGGGGCCUAACCUGCAACUUAUUUUUUGUCAAUUUUUUAAACUUUUUUUUAAUUACUGUAAAGAAAAUGGAAUUUUUUUCCUGCAGCAGGAAACAUAGUUUUGAGUAGUUCUACCUCUUACCUGUAGCUGCCAGGCUUUCUGUAAAAAUUGUAUUGUAUAUAAUGUGAUUUUUACACACACACACACACACACACACACACACACACACACACACACACACACACUAGGGUAAGCCAGAAGGCUAGAACAAAUUAAAAACAAAACAAAACACCAUGUUUCUAAGAGUCUGUUGGGUGGUUGUUGUUUUUUUUUUCCCCCUUUCUUCCAAAUAAAUGUAACUGUUCUGUGAAGGAGUUUAAGGAGAGGAAUGUGGAAGAGGAGAAACUUCUGCUGCGGUGGUGGUCAUGUGGGGGGCAGAUGCUGGUGUGUUACAUGUCCACGUCCUAGGCAGUAUUGUUAAGGGUUUCCUCAUUCUAAUAGUUUGCGUGCUUGUGUGUGAACUCUGAGUGUGGCUGUUGCACAGUUGUGUAAAGCCAGAUAGAGUGACAGCAGACAGAGGGCAGAGCUGUCAAGCCCCUCGUGUCCGUUUUCAUAAAACCCAAACCACUCGUGAAAAAUCCGUCAGGAGCCAAGAAAUUCAUCAUGUAAAUCCAGGUGACUACAUCUUACUAAUCACUCAGACAUCCAUCAGCAUCAUAGAGAACAGCAGUCAAUAGUUCCAGCACAAAAGCCAUAAGAAUAUUGACACCCUGUCACACAUCUGUAACGGGAAGAAUGAACAUAGAGCCACAAGGACAGUUUAGAGUGCCCAUUUACAUGUGUUUAUAGAUGGAGCAAGGUGGUUGGAUCACUUAGAAUAUAUGUGUGUGUAUGUGUUUCAUCAUACUGCGUUGAAUAAUUAGACCUUUAUUAGUCAAAUUGAGUGUGGCAUUUGAUUGCUAUAUUUUCAAUAAGUCACAUUAUAUUCUGAGUGUAUAUUAAAAUAAUAGUUUAGAUGUGGAAUCCACACUUUGGGAUUCGUAUAACAACAGUAGUGAUGCACACUCACUAUCAGGGUUUGCUAGAGGAGUUACAGAAGCAGAAUUGAACUGCUUUUUGGUUCUGUGAUGUGCUCUUAUGGACCCCCCCCCGCCACUUUCAUAUAGUAACUAAAAUAUAAUUCUGCUCUCCUGAAAUUUUGAUGAUAAGAGUUCCAUUAUCCUAAGUCACCUAUUACUUUUACAGUGUAUGGUUCAUCUUGAAACUUUAAAUUUUAUAGAAAUUAGGUAUAAAUGACAUCAUAAAUAAUGCUGUCACUGAAAUGAUAAUUAACAUUAUUUGUUAACAUCUCAAGUGGUACAUUUUACAUCACAUUUAUAUCCAGAGCUAUCCUUAAAAUGGUUAGUGUAUAUUACCUAGUUUCCUAUUAAACCACAUAAGAAAUCUUAUCUUUUUAGUGAUCGAAGCAUCAGUAGAGUGUUUAAAGGCAUGCAGAGGAAAGGCAGUCCAUCUUGAUGUUAAAUCAAAGCCACUUCAUUUACUUUUCUGAAAUCUCUGGAUAUAUAUUCUAAUUAUGAAUCAAGUUUAUUUUGAGAUUCAUGGUCCUCUGUAUCCUUUUCAGAGAGCUCCUGAAGUAACCUAACUUAUCAUUCGGUCUUUGAGCAGAUCUUGAAGUUAUCGCAGCCCAUUUAUGGUCCCUAUUCUUUGACUGGGGUGGAUGGUUAGUAUUCACAAAAUGAACAUAAAGCCAUACCUUACAUUUGCUACAAGGAAUAGUUAGCGCCAAGCCUUUUCAUGACUCCUGUAGUUCCCACACUAACAAGCAGGACCCCAAAUUUCCAUGGAAAUACCACAUUGGAUGAAUCUGGCUGAAUUCGCUUCUUGGCUAGAAACUAAGCAGACUUCAUGGUGGUUUUGUUUUCUAUGUAAACUGGACACAAAUACAGCGAAGAAUUCUUUAUAAGCCUUUCUACCCUUCUUCCCUGGAUGUGAAUUUGGAGAUUGUUUCUUGACAUACAGACUCCGAGUUGUUGACCAGGAGUCCUGUGGUAGUGCAGACAGACUGUGAGAAGGAAGACGCGUGGGCUGAGCCUGCCUACCGAAGCACGAGACCUCCAGUCUGCAGAAGCCCGCGGACAUGCUGUUCCUUUGCUACUGUGUGCAAAAACUACUUGGAAUCCUAAUUGUUUUGUGUGUUGGAGGCAGUGCUGUUUCAGCUUCUCCUUCCGGUAAAGUUGAGGGGUGGGGCUGGGAAGUACUCUCUUGAGAAGAGGCAAUGGGAACCUCCCUCCUCACCCCCCACCUAAGAGAAGGGAUCUCUGCUGUCAGUAAUCCAGCUUAUGUGCAUUUGGGGCACAUGUAACAACACACACAGAGUAAAUCCUUUGUUGGCUGUGUAUUGGUGUUUAAUAUAGCAAAUGAUUGUCUUCCAUGUUUUUGUUUCUUUUUUUUUUAACUGUGUUAAAGUACUUGAAAUGUAUCGACUGCUGACUAUCUUUCGAAAACAAAACCAUUUGAGUUAUAUUACAGAGGUUGGCAUUGAUCGGAAAUGGGACAAAGUUUUCUUCAAUCUUUUUUCAUACCACUUCAUGAUUUUGGUGCAGGAACCUGAGGUUUUCUUCUUUAUCUCCUGUGAUAGUUCCCAUCUGCUCUCACAGCACGAGCAUGAAGCCCAGUUGGUACCGUGUGACUGGGGACAGUUGGAAGACUGCAGCGCUUCCCUGUCGGAAUAGCCUUGGGGGUUUGCAGAUGACUUCACUGAGCUUCAUGGUAGCCUGAAACGAAAACCCUUUUGUAAUAUCUGUGAAUCUGGCGACUUGGCGUUUUGACCAGAGAUUUGAAUAUGAUAUCUUAUUCCUGGUUCAUUUCAUUGUGUUCUCUGGAUACAUACAAGAAUCCUGAAUUCUGUUUCCUAGGCAAAUACUGCAACUCAGGGCUAAAGUCACCCAAUGAAUCCUUAGAGCCUGAAGUAACUUUGUCCCAGGCCUACAAUGCGCAACAAAUGCAGACUUGCCUCCUUGCAGCCAUUGGUGUGGCUGGUACAUAUCCGUACACAUUACUUUUCACAAUCAGUACGCACUUUCAGAUACUCUUAUUUUUAUUCUCUUAAGUCUUUAUUAACUUUGGAGAAAUGAUGCAUCUUUUUAUUUUAAAUGAAGUAGAUCAACAUGGUGGAACAAAAUGAUAAAGAACAGAAAACAUUUCAAUAUAUUACUAAUAAUUUUUUUCCAAUAUGAAACCUAAAAUUCCUAUAACAUAGUAUUUUACAGUUUUAUGAAGCUUUCUAUUGUGACUUUUAUGGAAUUAAGAGAUGAAGAAGAUGAGAUAUUUUAGCAUUUAUAUUUUUCAAAAUUAAAUGUAUACUUAAAAUAAAGUAACUUUAUGCA